Polistes dominula (European paper wasp) is the source of this 2141-nucleotide messenger RNA. RefSeq names its product putative glutamate receptor. Lineage: Eukaryota; Metazoa; Arthropoda; Insecta; Hymenoptera; Vespidae. Gene Ontology annotation, cellular component: membrane. Gene Ontology annotation, molecular function: ligand-gated monoatomic ion channel activity. The record is from RefSeq and is a predicted model, not a curated record.
AAAAAAACGAGAAAAAUGAUAAUCUUAGUUCAAUUAAAGAUGAUUCUAUUUAUUAUUUUGUUUUCAAAGUUAACAAGAUCGUACGAACUUUAUUCCAUCAAUGACGAUGACAUUUCUUUCAUCGUUCAAGUGUGCAAAUUGUAUAACACGAAAUCAACUAUCUUUUUAUAUGGCGAAUCGAUAAAAGAAAUGGAAAUGACAACGAUGGUUUUCAAAUGGACACGUGCACUUUCACGCCAAGGUUUUACUACUUCCAAUUUGUAUUUUUCUGAGUUACAUGAAUCCUCCUAUUACGUGGGACGAAUAGUUAGACCCCAUUACAUAGCAGUAAUUUCUAAUUACAACGCUAUCGGUGAAUUCUCAUUGGCUACUAGUAAUUUCGACAUGUCUUUUGCCGUAUGGCUUGUUUUGUUCAUUUACAAGGGACAAGGCUCAGAUUAUUGUCAUAAUCCACCUGGUAAUAUAUUUAAUUUGAGAUUCGAUUCGGAAAUGUUGGUACGUUGUGGUCCGGACAAUUUUUUACGAGAGUGGUAUUCGAUCGGUCAAAAUCAUACCGAGAUUGACGUUGUGGCAAAGUGGAGCUUGGAAAAAGGGAUCAUUAAAAUGGCCCCAGAUUCUCUUUACGAUAGGAGAUGGAAUUUACAAGGUUUGGUCAUGAAAGCUGUUAUUGUUAAGGAGGGAUCAUUCGUUAAUGUUAACGAAGAUGGCCAAUUAGACGGUGUAUUUGGUAGAAUAUUACAAGAGCUAUGCGUUAGUUUAAAUUUUAGUUUUAACGUAACCACCAAAAUAGAUGAAUAUGGAAGAUGGGAUCCAAAAGAARAGACUUGGACCGGUGCAAUAGCAGAAAUAUCUUCAAAACGUGCUGACAUUUCUCUUUCGGAUUUUUCUAUGACCAGUGCAAGAUUGAACGUAGUUGAUUUCACUUUUCCUCUUUUAAUUACCAAAAAUUUUCUUCACAUUCAAGAACCACAUAUAUUCGCAAUCGAAUGGUCGACUUAUUUUCUCGCUUUUUCUCGUUCAGUUUGGCUUUGUACGUAUGGGGUAUUAACCGUUGCAUCGAUAUUGUUGAUUAUUCUUAAAAAACAAAAUGGAUCGGCACUAAAAAUUGGACAUUUGUGGUCAGAUAAUUUUUUAGAGAUUUGGGGUAUUUUGUGUCAACAAGGAUUGACUGAUUUUCCUGAUAGAUCAUCAUUAAGAAUAACAUACUUUUCAAUGUUUAUUUUUUGUUAUGUUUUAUUGGCCGCCUAUUCAGCAGCUUUGAUAAGUUUUUUAACAUCUUCUAUGAAAGUUGUACCAUUUCGUUCAUUAGAAAGUUUUAUCGAGGAUGGUACUUAUCGAAUUGCAGUUUUUCGUGGUACUUCUGAUUAUGACGUGUUUGCACAUUCGACUGAUUCACUUUCACGUCAAGUCAUGAAAUUGAUGCUACCUGAAGAUAAAUUGCCAGUAUCUAUGCUCGAAGGAUUUUUGCAAGUAUGUAAAGAUAGGAAAUUAGCAAUUUACACGUACAAUGAAAUAGAAAAGGAUAUACUUUUGAAAAUACCGUGUAACAUUAUGUCAAUUGAAUCUGGUGCUGUUAACACUUUAUCAAUUAUUUUAUCCAAAAACAAUCCUUUCACCGGUAUCAUUAAUUUUCAUUUGCAAAAAUUUAUCAACACUGGAGUAAUGUAUCGUUUAAAAGAGAUAACAUUUGAAAAGAAAUUUAAUGAUGAAACAAAACAUCAUAAUCCAGUACCCAUAACCAGUGUAAUAUCGAUUAUAUUUUUCAUACUAAUUGGUAUCGUAUUAAGUAUUCUUAUUUUAAUUAUUGAAAUUUGUUUUUUCGCUCACAAAAGGAAAAAAAAAUUAAUACCAAAUCGUAUCUCGUUAAUUAAAUCAUCGGAAAAGUUUGUGAUAAAAAGAAACAAAUUGUAAAAUAUAUUAUUAACUAAAAGGUUGUAACUUUGUAAUUUCGAUUGUAAUUUUUUUCUAAUGAAACUCGCACAGUAAUAUUCUGAGCUUUUGAAUAAUUUAGUACGACUAUAAAUUGACAUAGAAUUCAUUUUUUUUCUUUUUUUUUUCUUUCUUUCUUUCUUUUUCAUUUUAUUAUACAUAUGAGCGUAUUUACUUAUAGAUGAAAGAUAUGUUUUUAUUUAUUCAUAAAG